UUCUGCUAUCCCCUGGAGGAUGCUAAAAUGCUUUAUCUUUGGAGCUCAGGAAUCUUUUUAGGACAGAAGGGUAAAUGCAUUUAAGGAGAAAAUAAUAUCUUAAAUAAUAAUAUAUCUUAAAUAAAUAUUUAAAAAUAUAUAAAAUAAUAUCUUAAAUAAUAAUAAAAAUAAUAAAAGUUUUAGAUAGACCUAAACUAACCUAUAUACUGUACCUCACCUACGUCACUAAUCCACCAUAUGUUAUGAAUGAAUGUUUUACCUGAACUGUUUGCUUUUUCAGGCCUGGUCUUUGCCCCAUCCCUUCUGGUACUUUGUACAGAAUCUUUGUGAUGGUUAUCUGUAAAUAACCUUUGUUUUGUAACUUAGAACUAGUGAGCCUGCAUUCAAUGAAGAAAUUAUGAUUUCAAUUCAUUAUUUGAAUUGACUGCUUAAUCUUAAGACCUGAAAUAGAGUUUGUGUGUGUGUGUCUGUGUGAUGUCACAGUAAAGGAGUCUCAGUCGGGACUGUGAAUGUGAGUGAUGUCACAGUAAAGGAAUCUCACUCGGGACUGUGAAUGUGAGUGAUGUGACAAUAAAAGAGUCUCACUUGGGACUCUGAAUGUGAGUCACAGUAACAGCGGCUUUGUGAAUGUUCACAAUAUGGGCCAUGUCACGUGACCCCUGGAUGAUCCUUCCUGGUAAAUCCUCUUCCAAACUGUGACAACUUCCUGUUUGGGUCAGCCACUUCCUGUGGGGUUCAAUGUGACCUUGUGACCGGCAGGAUUUCCUCACAUUGUCAGGCUGCAUUCUGAUUCGCAAAGCUGUCAUGUGACAUGUCACACGCUGCAUCGCGUGAUCAUAAAAAACUACUACGGACAAAAGUGUUUAAAAAUUUUUAUGGUGGUGCGGCAAUGUGCUGUGUUGAAGGAAACAAGGUGUGGAAGGAGAAAUCUUAAGAGUGAGAGUUACAAUGGAGAAAAAGAGGGUAGUGUGUUGAAGCUUUAUUGCUUUUGCAGCGAUUGUGGCUCGUCAUUGCCCUCUAGUGUAAGAAUCAAUAACUGUUCAGAGGGUUUGACCACAGAGACAGGUGUGUGUGUGUGCUGAUGUGAAGGGUGUGUGUGUGUGUGUGUGUGUGUGAAUGAAUGAAUGUUGUUGCCAAACCAUCAACAACAUUUCUCUAUUCUUAUCUCCUGCCCACGCACAUUCUCCAUGCUGGAUAUGCUGAAUUUGGGGGAGGGGUUUCGCAGGGUGAGUAUAGCAGGUGAAUGAAAGAUGGACAGACAGCAAAGAGCAGAGGAAAACCUGGAAAAGGCAGAAAAGUAACUUUGUUUUUAUAAUGUCAUGAUACAGACAUUGUACUUCUCUUUGCAGAAGAUCUAAUUCUGUGGUAACCCACAGAACAACAGUCACCGCAGAAGCAGCUUCUUCUUGAGUGUUUCUGUCACACCUGGGCCCUGGCAGUAGAUCUGAAAAAGACCAAAAAAACAAAAACAACAACACUAUUUUCUGAAGAAACAUGAUGAGGCAAGAAAUAAUUUUACUUAGAUGUUUCAAUUGGCUCAUCUGGAUUAUUUAUCUGAAUGCCAGAAGGGCUUUUAAAUGGCAGUAAUGGCGGAAUACAAUUAGCAUGUUACAAAUAGAAUUUAGCUGAAGAUAUUUUAAUCAAUAAUUCAAGCAAUUACACUUCAUGUGUGUGGCCGCAAGGACGAAGCCGUCAACUUGAGCCAGCAGGUAGAACGAGGUCCCUCAGGAACAAUUCUUAUAAUCUACAUUCGGCUUUCAUCGUUCAUUCGGCUUCUAGAGAAUCUUCACCACAGAUAAGCAAUUAUUAACUGAGCCGAUCUGCAUCUACACCAACAUUUACCCGAUUGGACCUCUGAAACGUUGAAACAUAAUAUUGUUAAUUCAGUUCUAACACUCCAAAUGAUAAAUUCCCAUUUUUAAAACCCUGCUACGGCCACUGCUAAACGGAACUAUAAAACAAAUGCGAAAGUCGCCAGCACAGGAGUAUUGGUCGAACACGCGGUAUUCUUCGGAAACCUUCCCUUCGCGCACAAAUAAUGAAUUGUCCUGAUUUAAAACGAGUUAUCUGUAAAUGAUUUAUUAACACGGUAAAGGUGGCGCUUUUUUCCAUUAAUCACCUAAAGAUAAUUAAUUUCGGCGAUGGUGAACGGAAAUGCACCGAGCAACCACGCUCUGAUAGCCUACCUACAUCUUGCAAAUCCUUCAGCACUUCGGCAACAGUGGAUUUGCGUGUACGCACGCACCUCUCAUUUCCAACGUUUGCCUUCACGAACUUUGUUCCUGUAAACCACCAACAAAGCAUACUAAAGAACAAGCUUGACAAUUCUCAUCCCUUGGCGUACUCUAUUCAGGAACGGUUUGUGAGCGCUUGACACCUUUUUAAUUUUUGAAAAUACUUAACAUGAAUGCUACCGUCGAGCAAAACCGACGAUGGUCAGCGAGAUAUUGAUCAUCGUCACAGUUGUGAGCAUUACUUUGAAAUCUUCUGUGUUGUCAUAGGGGUUUUAGUGAGCUGCAGUGGCGUUCCUUGGCUUCAGCACGCGAAGGUGACCUCUUGGCGCAGUUCCUGCGCGCGUCUGGAUCCGUUCCUAUGACAACAGAAUUUUCCUCGUCUUUUCUCAUUGUUUCUCAGGGAUACGCGCGUAAUUCCAUUACCAGUUUGUGGUUUCAGAUUUACAUCUCGACUGCUCGGCCCAGAUGGCGAAGGCGGAUUUUGGAGCGGGACUGAAGGAGGUCGAGCCCACCUUCGACUGCAUGUUCAAGCUGCUGAUCAUCGGGAACAGCAGCGUGGGGAAGACUUCCUUCCUGUUCCGCUACGCGGACGACUCUUUCAGCCCCGCCUUCGUCAGCACCGUGGGCAUCGACUUCAAGGUCAAGACCGUCUACCGGGACACCAAGCGGAUCAAGCUCCAGAUCUGGGACACAGCAGGGCAGGAGCGGUAUCGGACCAUCACCACGGCCUACUACAGAGGAGCCAUGGGCUUCGUCCUCAUGUAUGACAUCACCAACGAGGAGUCCUUCAACGCCGUGCAGGACUGGGCCACUCAAAUAAAGACAUACUCAUUGGACAGUGCUCAGGUGAUCCUGGUUGGGAAUAAGUGUGACCGAGAGGGUGAGCGUGUAGUCACUCUGCUGAGGGGCAAGGGCCUGGCACAGCAGCUGGGGUUCGAGUACGUCGAGACGAGCGCCAAGGAGAACACAAACGUGCGACGGGUGUUCGACCGGCUGGUGGACGUCAUCCUCGCGAACGUGCCACAGGCCGGAGACGCUGAUCUGCCAAUCACCAGCGGCGCCAAGGCAACACGACUCACAGACCCACCCCCAGAGCCGCCCAAGAACUGCGCCUGCUGACCACAACCUCCCUCUGCCGACCCCUGACCUUUCAGCUCCUACCAAAACACGACAUGUCCCUGCUGGCUGAAUCACUCCCAGGUGACAAGAUGGCCGACCGCAGUCAGAACUGGGCACCAGGCUACAGGGCCCAUCACUGCACCAAAAACCAGUGCUUCAGCGUGCCUCCUUUGCGGGGGGAUAUUCUUUAUAUCUGGAGUGUUGUAUUUUAGUAUUUCAUUCUUGGACAUAAAUAACUCUUUACCUAUCACCAUAUACCUGUGGCUGCUGGAUUUUUUAUUUUGUUUUUUUUAAUAGAGAUAUGGAUCUAUUUUACUCUACCAACAAUUAUUAUUACAUUAUCAGUGCAUGUUGUGUCUCUGGAUAUUACCAAACAUUAAAUUACUUUAAUAACCUA
Anguilla rostrata (American eel) is the source of this 3750-nucleotide messenger RNA. RefSeq names its product ras-related protein Rab-3B-like. Lineage: Eukaryota; Metazoa; Chordata; Actinopteri; Anguilliformes; Anguillidae. The coding region runs from base 2700 to 3353 and encodes 217 amino acids. Gene Ontology annotation, biological process: protein secretion; protein localization to plasma membrane; regulation of exocytosis. Gene Ontology annotation, molecular function: GTPase activity; GTP binding; myosin V binding. The transcript is spliced from 6 exons. The record is from RefSeq and is a predicted model, not a curated record. Gene Ontology annotation, cellular component: synaptic vesicle; endosome; plasma membrane.